Molecule: messenger RNA, 2215 nt
Organism: Ornithorhynchus anatinus (platypus)
Lineage: Eukaryota; Metazoa; Chordata; Mammalia; Monotremata; Ornithorhynchidae
Gene: ATF6B
Product: activating transcription factor 6 beta
Exons: 19
Coding region: 250-2166 (638 amino acids)
Biological process (GO): endoplasmic reticulum unfolded protein response; regulation of transcription by RNA polymerase II
Cellular component (GO): nucleus
Molecular function (GO): RNA polymerase II cis-regulatory region sequence-specific DNA binding; DNA-binding transcription factor activity, RNA polymerase II-specific
Source: RefSeq, a predicted model, not a curated record
GGCGCGGGUUCUCUUUCUCUCCUCUGCCCCCCUCCAGACAGGUUUUCGCUGACUGGUCUUGGCCGCACCCCGUCCCCGCCCCUCCGGAGCUCCCAGAAUGGAAAGCCCAAAUGAGGAGGAGGCAGAAGUGGCAACCGCUGAGACAGCAGCCUGUACACCUGCCUGGAUGGAGGGUCGGAGGAGCAGACGCAGCUCUUCCGCUGCCUGGACCUGGACGUCCCGCUGGACAGUGGCUCCCUGGACCUGGACAUGGACAUCAGCCCCCCGGAGCCCCCCUGGGACCUGCUACCCAUCUUUCCAGAUCUGCAGGUGAAAUCAGAACCGUCCUCCCCCUGCUCCUCCUCCUCCUCCUCCUCCUCCUCCUCCCCCCCCAGCUCCGAGUCAUCGCUGUCCACAGAGCCCCCCGGCCUGGCCCCCAGUGCGGAGGAGACGUCGGCUGUGAAGGCGGAGGCACCGGGCGCCCGGCUCUGCCUCCUGGGAGAUGACCUGACCCUCCCGCCAGACUCCGUUCAGAUCACUGUGGGCUCCUCCCCCGACGACCCCCCAGAUGCCGAGGCCAAGUCAGAGCCCGCGUCCCCGUCCUCUCCGCUCAGCUCCUCACAGGCCGUCCUCGCCGCGGAGUCUCCCGGCCAGAUUUUGGGGGUGAAGGAGGUGCUGGGUUUCAAGAAGGAAUCCCAGGCCCCCCAGCUUUGCCUUCUGGGGGACGUCCUGCCCCCCGCCUUCGGCUCCGUCCAGAUCAGCGUGGGUCCCCUCCCCGACGGCCCCUCAGGUCAGGCCCAGCCCCAGCGGAAGCCUCUGUUACAGCCGAAACCGGUGAUCGUGACGUCCGUCCCGCUGGCUGCCAGCGCCUCGUCUCCCAGCCCCGCCGUCCUGCUGCAGCCCCUCGCCCAGCCCCCACCAGUCCCCCCCGGACCCCCGGUCGUCCUGCUUCACGGGCCCGUGCGCGUUCAGGCCCCCCCGGUGGAUGGGCCGGCCCCGCCCGCCCCCAGGCCCGAGAGGAAGAGCAUCGUCCCCGCGCCCACGGCCGGGACCCCCUGCCCCCCUGAGGUGGAUGCGAAGCUGCUGAAGCGGCAGCAGCGGAUGAUCAAGAACCGCGAGUCGGCCUGCCAGUCCCGGCGGAAGAAGAAGGAGUACGUGCAGGGCCUGGAGGCCCGGCUCCAGGCCAUCCUGGCCGACAACCAGCAGCUGCGCAGGGAGAAUGCCGCCCUGCGCCGACGCCUCGAGGGGCUCCUGGCCGAGAACAGCGAAUUGAAGUUCGGAGCCGGGAACAGGAAGGUGGUCUGCGUCAUGGUCUUCCUACUGUUCAUCGCCUUCAACUUUGGGCCCGUCAGCAUCACCGAGUCACCCUCGGCCCCCGCCUCGCUCCGGGAGAAGGGCGAGGAGCCGCGGCCCCGGAGGCACCUGCUGGAGUUCUCGGGGGACCCGCCCCGGGAGGCGCCCCCGGCCCCGGAGGAGCCCCGGCCCAGCGCCCCCAGCCGGCCCCGCUUCAGGAACCUGACCGCCUACCCUGGGGGCGUGAAGGAGCUGCUGCUCAGAGACCUGGACCAGCUCUUCUUGUCCCCAGACUGUCGCCACUUCAACCGUACCGAGUCCCUGCGGCUGGCCGAUGAACUGAGCGGCUGGGUCCGGCGGCACCAGAGCGGGCGCAAGAGAAGCCCCCAGCCCCGGAGGGCACGCGAGAGACAGAAGUCCCAACUACGGAUGAAGUCACCUCCAGCCCGUGCCGUCCCCCCGCACCCUCCUGGCCCUCCUGAAAGGGAGUCCCUGAGCCAGCUGCAGCUCUACCGCCACCCCAAGCAUUCGGAGCCGGAGUUCUUAGAUGCCAUCGACAGGCGCGAGGACACCUUCUACGUCGUCUCCUUCCGCCGGGACCACCUUCUCCUGCCAGCCAUCAGCCACAACAAGACGUCCCGGCCCAAGAUGUCCUUAGUGAUGCCCGCCAUGGCCCCCAACGAGACGCUUUCCGGCAGAGGCCCCGGGGACUACGAGGUCAUGAUGCAGAUCGAGUGUGAGGUGAUGGACACUCGCGUGAUCCACAUCAAGAGCUCCACCGUGCCACCCUCCCUCCGCCCGGCCCCCGGCAACGCCACCCGGGACCCCCUGCCCCCGCCGGCCCCCACCCGUCGCCCUCCCCUCCACCGGCCCCUCUACCUCGGCCAGCCCUGACCCCGACCCCUCCGGCCUGCACUGAUUCGGAGCUGAGAGGCCGGGGUGG